Molecule: messenger RNA, 924 nt
Organism: Aureobasidium namibiae CBS 147.97
Lineage: Eukaryota; Fungi; Ascomycota; Dothideomycetes; Dothideales; Saccotheciaceae
Exons: 2
Coding region: 1-924 (307 amino acids)
Source: RefSeq, a predicted model, not a curated record
AUGCUUGCGCUCCGUCUUCCGCUCCGCUUAGCUGCCCGCGCCGCCCCCUCUCACGCCCGCCUCGCUUCCCCUAUAGUCGCAUCUUCCUUGUCUGCCACCAGAGAGUAUCGCACCAAGGCUGACGGCUCUGCUGAUACCAAGAAGCCGACUAAGAAGACCACCAAGAAAUCGGCUGCCCCAAUCUCCAAAUCCGCCCAAAAGAAGGCCGAUGCAAAGGCUGCCUACAAGCUCUUGAGUCCAGAAGAGAAGGCCGAAAUCAGCGCAACAGCAAAAGAGGCAAAGAAGAAGGAAGACAUCAAGCUGCUCAAGGCUCAAGCCCUUGCUCCUCCCAAGUACAGACAGGUCAACCUCUGGUCUAUAUACAUCAAGGAGAACCUGGCCGGCAAAACCGGCAAUGGCCAGGCAACCGAACACAUAAAGGCUCUGGCCCAAGACUUUCGCAACAUCACAUCACGUGAGCGAGAACACCUCAACCACCUCAUGACCGAGCACAACGCAAAGUCUCUGCGCGAGUUCCAGGAAUGGCUCAACUCCCACACCCCAGCUCAGAUCAAGGUUGCCAAUCAAGCCCGUGCCCGCUUGCGUAAAUUGGGUGCUGAAGGCAAGAAGUCUCAGUUCGCCCCCAUCAAGGACGCCCGUCUGCUCAAGAGGCCAUCUGGUCCCUACCUCCACUAUCACAUGGACCGCCUCGCUUCGGGCGAUUUUCGUAAUGUCUCCACUAUCGACGCCUCCAAGGACAUCAGUGUCGAAUUCAAAGCUCUCUCCGCCAGUGAGAAGAAGAAAUACGAAGACCUUGCUGCCAAGGGCCUUGAGAAAUACCUGAGAGAGCACCUCGAAGUCUACGGCUAUGAAUCGCCCUUAGCGUCCAAACCCGCCAAGAAGGCCUUGGCCGAGGCAGACGCUGGUGUUGAGCCUUCCACAUGA